UAGCUAUGACAACAGAUCCAAUGAGAAUACAAAAUGGAAUGCUGCUGUUUAUUCCUCCAAAUGGAGCCAGUUUCCUCCAGGGAGUUCAUGGGGGUCCAGGUAGUGUUAUCCCGCCAACAGGGAUGGUACAAUAUUUACAGUACGGAGGCCAAGAGGGUGGAAGCAGUCAACCUCAGCAGAACCGACUAGUGGGGAGACUGGAUACGUUUCUAAAAGCUGAGGCCAAGACUCUGGGGGCCAUCCAGAUCAUCAUUGGACUGAUCCAUAUUGGCUUUGGGGGUGUCGCGAUUAUUUUUAGUACUCCAUUCCAGGUGGCUGCUCAUGGAUUUUUUUCAUUCUGGGGUGGCGUUUUAUUCAUUGCUUCUGGGUCCCUUUCUGUUGCAGCUGAGAAGUAUUUGGACAAGUUCUUGGUGAAAUGCAGUGUGGCAAUGAAUAUCACCAGUGCUGUGGCGGCAACUGUAGGCACCAUUCUAUUUAUAGUGCAGCUGACAAUAAAUCGUUAUGGCUAUGCAACUUCAGUAGCUACUGGGCUCAGCGUCUUGCUUCUCUUGUUCACCAUACUGGAGUUCUUCAUCACAGGUUUGGCUGCCCGUGUCACGUGCCAGGCGGCCUGCUGCAGCAAUGAUACGGCAGCGGCUUUUGUGCCCUACUCUGUCAUCGGAAGUGGUGUUACCUCCACCGAAAACUAUCCUGCGCCACCACCCUAUGAUCAUGUAGUGCUCACCUCCAGUACAGACGCUUAAUUUAAAAAAAAGAGAGACAAGUUAUACAGGAUACUCCAACAGUAACCUCAGCAGUCUAGCUGGGCAGGUUAAGAGUAACAUGUUAAAAAAAUUAAGUAAGCAUGCACUGCCUGAUUCAAGAUGUUUCAGGGAUUUGAAAGUAAAACCAGCUGAAAAGGAAGCUUUAAAAUUCACACAUGGUUAACUGGAAGUUAAAAGGAAAGUGAUCUUUAGUGCUAUACUACAUAUGCACA
Molecule: messenger RNA, 976 nt
Organism: Pogona vitticeps (central bearded dragon)
Lineage: Eukaryota; Metazoa; Chordata; Lepidosauria; Squamata; Agamidae
Source: RefSeq, a predicted model, not a curated record